Solanum verrucosum is the source of this 528-nucleotide messenger RNA. RefSeq lists its product as uncharacterized. Bases 1 to 528 code for a protein of 175 amino acids. Lineage: Eukaryota; Viridiplantae; Streptophyta; Magnoliopsida; Solanales; Solanaceae. The transcript has 2 exons. The record is from RefSeq and is a predicted model, not a curated record.
AUGUCUCCAUAUCAGUUGGUUUAUGGUAAGGUUUUCCAUUUGCCCGUCGAGUUAGAACACAAAGCAUUGUGGGCAUUAGAAGCUUUAAAUUUGGACUGGUCAAAAACUUCAAGAGAGAGGGUAGAGCAGUUGAACAAACUGGAUGAAUUUAGACUCGGAUCGUAUGAAAGUUCAGCCAUCUACAAAGAGAAAAUGAAAAAAUGGUAUGAUGCUCGGAUAUUCAAGCGGGACUUCAAGGUAGGAGAUUGGGUUUUGUUAUACAACUCUCGACUUAGACUAUUUCCCAGAAAGCUCAAAUACAAAUGGUCUGGACCUUUUAAAGUAACGCGAGUGUUCACCAAUGGUGCCAUAGAAGUUGAAAAUCAGGAAGGACAUCCAUUUAAAGUUUGCACGUGCGUGGAAAAGUUGUGGAAGAAAAAUAAACUUAAAAUGAUUGUGCUGAAGGAAACACCACGGAGCCCAGUACAGGCCGUGGUCAUCUUGACGGGCUUUCAUAAUGCUCGUGGUGCUGGAGCAGUGAACCGUUAA